This is a messenger RNA of Pipistrellus kuhlii (Kuhl's pipistrelle), 3209 nucleotides long. It is a transcript of the gene PHETA2, whose product is annotated as PH domain containing endocytic trafficking adaptor 2. Gene Ontology annotation, cellular component: trans-Golgi network; recycling endosome; early endosome. The transcript is spliced from 3 exons. The record is from RefSeq and is a predicted model, not a curated record. Gene Ontology annotation, biological process: retrograde transport, endosome to Golgi; receptor recycling; endosome organization. Bases 250 to 1029 code for a protein of 259 amino acids. NCBI's taxonomy places the organism in Eukaryota, Metazoa, Chordata, Mammalia, Chiroptera, Vespertilionidae.
UGGAGGUGAGGGGUGGAUGAGUGUGAGGACGACAGACGGCCUGAGGCGGGGCCUUGGGUUCGAGGCCGCCAGCCCCUGACCAGCUCUGUGGCUCAGGCAGGUCUCGGCCUCUCGGGCCUCAGUUUUCUCCCCGUGAAGAUCGAGGGGCAUCUGGCGCACUGGAGAUCACGUGGUCAAGUGGUUGAGCCUUGUGGCCAGACCAGAGAGGCCCCCGCCUCCCGCUAGAAGCUCUGCUGUUCUGAUGGCGCCAUGAAGCUGAACGAGAGGAGUGUGGCCCACUAUGCGCUGAGCAACUCCCCGGCAGACCACAGGGGCUUCCUGCGCACUUGGGGGGGCCCGGGGACCCCGCCCACCCCCAGUGGCGCCGGCCGAAGGUGCUGGUUUGUCCUCAAGGGCAACCUGCUGUUCUCCUUCGAGACUCGAGAGGCCCGGGCCCCGCUGGGGCUGGUGGUGCUGGAGGGCUGCACGGUGGAACUGGCCGAGGCUCCGGUGUCCGAGGAGUUUGCCUUCACCAUCUGCUUCAACGCCCCUGGUGUGCGUCCCUACCUGCUUGCUGCCGAUGGCCCGGCCGCCCAGGAGGCCUGGGUGAAGGCGCUGUCCCGGGCGAGCUUUGGCUACAUGCGCCUGGUGGUGCGGGAGCUGGAGAACCAGCUGCGUGAUGCCCGCCAGAGCCUGGCCUUGCAUCGCCACUCCUCCUGGAGGGCCGUGACAAGCCCCUGCAAGCCCCAGCCUCCCGGCCAGCGGUCUCGGGGCCUGGAGAACGGCCACACCCUCUCCAGGGAGCACAGCCCUCAGGGCUUGGUGGAAGCCGGGGGCAGCAGGCCAGCAGGGCGGGGCUUGGCAGAAUGUGAGUUGCAGGGCCCUGCCAGCCUCCUCCUAGGCAGGGGCCAGAGCCCCGUGUCCCCUGAGACCUCUUGCUUCUCUACCCUGCACGACUGGUACGGCCAGGAGAUCCUGGAGCUGAGGCGGGGGUGGCAGCAGAGGGCCCGGGGGAGCCAGCCCGAAGGUCAGCAGCAGGAGGAGCCCUGAACUCGGACCCUUUGGGUCCUGCCCUAGUCCUGCGGGUCAGGACACCAGGGCCAGUUCUUUUUUUAGGAGUUUGAUGUUUACUCGUUUCCAAAGUUGCUUUUUUUGAGGAGGUUCUCCAGGAUUCAGAUCCUCCCUCACACCUGGAGAGAACCGAGGCAUCAUUACUUGUAACCCCUUCAUUUCCAGAGGCUCAGAAAGCAAAGGUGGCUUGCUCAGCAGUCGCAGAGGGUGCCCAGUCUCCUGACACUGCGGCGGACUGCCCCUCUCUUAGGGGGUGUUAACGAAACGGAGAAAGUAGGGAAUAUCACCUGCCUACAGGCCAGGCUCAGCCAGUCCCCAGCAUGGGAAGUUUUGUGUGCAUUUGAAAACGAGACGUUGGCUGCAGUGUUGGCUUCAGACGGGCAGAAUCAGAGAAAGUGGAUUUAUUACAUCCUGGGGGUUUCUGGGGCUAUGCUCUCCUGAGUGGUGGGGAGACGAGGCAUGUGAGCCCCAUCUACAGUCUGGGAGGGUCCUUUGGGGGAGAGGCCUCCUGCCAACACAGAGGGAGGUACUCUGCUCAGAAAGUGCUGGGCCCCGUCCUCUCUCUCCUGACAACAGGCGGUGCUGGAUGCUGACCCAGGAGGGACUGGUAGCUUUUAUGUCAGCAGAAACCCUGACUGCAUUCGGUACGCAGCUGCCAGCUCCUGGGCGGCCCAGAGGGAGGCUGAAGAGGUGGGCAGGCAGUGUGGCUCCCCAGAGAAAACCUGUUUUAUGUGGUUCUCAGUCCUGGGCAUUCUAGGAGCUUGGGCACAAGACUGCUGGUGCCCCGUGAUAAACCCUCUCCUGUCUGGCUCCCAAAGAGGACUUGUUCACAGUCCUGCUUGUCACCCAGUGGGUAUCUGCCAACACCUUCUCACUGCCACUCUCACUAGCAGGCCAGAUGUUUUCUUUUUCGAUUAUUCUGGCAGGCAAAGUGGCUGGCUCUAGAGAGCCAGAGGCCUGACUAGGCUGAUGCCCUAUGGGCAUGGAUGCAGAGACUGCGCAGAAAACACCCCCAUCCCCAAUACACCAUCUGCCCCUUAGCUUCUAUCACUGGGGCCUCGGCAGCCUGAACAAGGCCCAGCUAGCCCUAGAGCAGUGGUUCCCAACUUUUUCUUGGCCGUGUCCCACCUAAGCACCUCUAAAGUCCUGAUGCCCCCUCUCCUGUGACAAAGAAUUCUUAUUACUGAAAAAGUGAACUCCUAUGCACGUGGAGGAAGCCUAAAAGGCCACUAACUUGAUCUAAACAGGCUUCCAAAGAACAUGGCAUCAUGAAAGAAAAAAAUAAAAGAACGAAAGGAGAGUAGACAUAAUGAAAGAAAUUAUUAAGAAAUUUCUUAAGGACAGUAGACAUAAUGAAAGAAAUUACUAAGACAUAAUAGAGAACUGAAAUACAUAAAUAUGUCGCAAUAUAUAUUUAUAGACUGUACAGGAGUUCCCUAGAACCAUAAGAAAUGCACAAAAUUCACUGAUCAUGACUCUCGAAUUCCCCCUUUAAAAAUCAAAAUGUGCCCCACGCUGGGAACCAUGGGCCUGGAGGCUGAGGGUCAGUGCCUUAGGGUAAAGGCCGGGAGGCUGAGAUGCGGCCCGGGGGCCAGACCUGCUCCUGCCGGACUACUUUUCCACGAGGAGGGGCGCCUUCUCAGCCCUAAACGGAAGCUCCACAACCUUGUUUACAUAGACAUUCCAGGCCUCUCUCUUCCUUAUUGUUACAGUAACUUUUGUACGAUUAAAACACUACGUUCUUUACUCCGCUCUUCGUUUACUCAAGUUUAUUUCAGCAACCACCGGAGGGUGCUCCGCCAAGUUGUCCGGGGAGCGAAACUGAAAAAACCUGACGAGCCCCCCCACCGACCCUAACUAGCGGCCCGCCCCACCGCCUGGGCGUCGGCGGCGCCCUCGUGACGUCACGACGUCGGGCUGGCCCGGCGCAAAGGCCUCCCUCCCACCGCCGCUGGGACUGGGCGCACUGCGCGACGGCGAGGCCGGCCUCUCGGCGGCUCCGGAAGCCUCGCGAGGAUUGAGGCAGCCUUCUUUCGGAGGGCGUCGCCGGGGCCAGCCGCUAGGGUCCGGGUGCCGGGGAUGGCGUCCGGAGCGGCUCGCUGGCUGGUAUUGGCAUCUGGCCAAUCUGGGGCUCUGCGGAGAGGACUGAGCUUGAAGAA